AUGGAUUUCAAUGAAGUUUAUAAUAAUGACAUGCCAUCCACUUUUCUUCAAAAUUUCCCCCUAACUGCCAAUGAGCAAAGUAAACUAUUUACUACACUAGACUCAGAAGAAUUAUAUCUGCAACAUGAAGAAGAGGAAUACGAAAAUGGCCUGAUAAGUGAGCAUUUUAAUAAUGUGAAUGAUAUAAAUUUACAAGAAUCACUUGAAUUUACUUACCAGCCAGCAUUUAACAAGGAUGAUGCAGAAACAGGUAAAAGCUGUAACAUUUAUAUUUCGGGAUCUAGCUUUUCAGAUGUUGAAAAAAGUGAUGUUGGGGAAAAACUGAUAGUGAAUGAAACUUUCGUUGAUAACAACUUUAAAAGUAGUAGUAGCAAAGCUUACCAUGAUCCACAGACUAUUGAUAAUCAUGACUCAGAUGACGUAACUUCAUCAUGCGACAGUAUCUUCUGGAAUCAGUCAAACUCAAAGACUACAUUCCCCCCACAGAAAAAUAAAAACUCAUUUGCAGUUUAUUUAGGAAAUAAAAGAGCUGGAGGUGACAGCAACUCCAAAAAUGCGAUGGCUGCAAGAGAUAAUAGAUUGAAAAAGAAAAAAUAUGUCGCAGAUUUAGAAGAAACUGUUUCAAAUUUAAGAAAAGAUAAUGCAUACUUAAAAAAAGAGAACGAAAACUGUAAAAGUUGUGUAAAAUCUCUUGAAACAGAAGUGUCGUAUUUAAAAAGUGUUAUAGCUAAUCAAACUACAUUGUCAGCAAUUCUCAAUAAUGUGCUUAAGACACCUGGCAUCAAAUUGUCCUCAUCUUUUACAGCUAAUAAUUCGGCAGUUAAAAAAGAGGUUAAUAAUUCUCACACUUUAAAACGAAAGAGUUAUAACAAUAACGCUGUUGACCAAGUUCCUGCAAAAAAAAUAAAAAAUGCUGCUUAUUCUUUGCGAUCAUCUAAAAAAGAAAUAAGUGUAAACCACUCAUAUGACACUGCAAGCAUGAGUCAUGAUAGACCUACUUGCCAAAAGUUGAAACAACAAAUUGACAUGAAGUUCAAUAAGAGAGACAAAAUUAAAAAUAAGAGUUGUAAGAAAGAUCUUGAUGAAUAUUUCUUAAAUGUGGAAGAUGUAAGUGACAGUGAGUCUGAUAGUUCUUUAAAGUCACUAAAUAGUAAUCCUAAGCAACAAUUGGAUUCCAAUGUUAGCCCUGGCAUUUGUUUUCAUGUUUCUGGAAAUAAUGUAUCAUUAGAAUUUUGCUCCUUGUGUAGUUCUAGAGCUCAGUCAGGAGUAGUUUUAGAUCAUAAUUAUGUUAAGAUAUAAAAAAAGAGGCAACAAGCUGUACAUUUUGUGUUUAGUGUUUUACUCCACUUUUCAUUGUAUUGUAUAAACACUUAAUUUCUAUGAACAAAUAAAGUAACGUAAAAACUAUUAUUAAAAAAAAAUUAAAAUACCUCACAAAAUACUAAAUAAUUAAAUAAUCAUUAAUGCA
Molecule: messenger RNA, 1468 nt
Organism: Physella acuta
Lineage: Eukaryota; Metazoa; Mollusca; Gastropoda; Physidae
Biological process (GO): regulation of DNA-templated transcription
Molecular function (GO): DNA-binding transcription factor activity
Source: RefSeq, a predicted model, not a curated record